Messenger RNA from Exaiptasia diaphana, 3131 nucleotides. RefSeq names its product tetratricopeptide repeat protein 28. The coding region runs from base 71 to 2920 and encodes 949 amino acids. The record is from RefSeq and is a predicted model, not a curated record. The transcript is spliced from 4 exons. Lineage: Eukaryota; Metazoa; Cnidaria; Anthozoa; Actiniaria; Aiptasiidae. Gene Ontology annotation, molecular function: protein binding.
CUACCGCUUCUCUUUCACAGAGUUAAUUAAGCUGCCAAUCUCAGUAAAGGUGGUCAAAAAGGCGACAAUCAUGGUCGACAUUAAGACUACCAAGCUUUUCAUUUGGUUCUGUGUCUUUGUUGUUUCUUCAUAUUCGGAGCUAACUGAUGCAGCUGACUUCAGCGAUGAAGCCCUGAUCUGCCUAUUGGAAGAAUGCUUAGUGAUAGCUACCUACCUUUGUGAUACUAGAGCUAUGAUAUCACUUUACGCUCUUCUGGGCGAUAUUUAUAGCUCUUCAGGGGAAUGUCACAAAGCCAUUGAAUAUCACGAGAAAACUCUUGCCAUUGAAAAGGAGUUUGGUAAUAAACGUGGAAUAGGUGAUGCUUACGGACAUUUAGGAAAUGCCUAUGACUCAUUAGGGGAAUAUCACAAGGCCAUUGAAUAUUAUAAAAAGAGCCUAAAGAUUGCUGAAGAGAUUGGAAAUAGGCCUGGAGAAGUAAGCAGUUACGAAAAUUUGGGAAGUGCAUAUCACUCAUUACAGGAAUAUCGCAAGGCAAUUGAAUGUCUUGAAAAGAGCCUGAGCAUUGCUGAAGAGGUUGGUGACAGGCGUGGAGAGGGAAUGGCAUGCGGAGAGUUAGGAGAUGCUUACGAYUCAUUAGAGGAAUAUCGCAAGGCGACUGAAUAUCUCGAAAAGAGCCUUAGCAUCGCUCAAGAGAUUGGCGAGAGUAAUUCGAUAGCAGCUGGUUACGGAAGGUUAGGAAAUAUCUAUCAAUCAUUGGGGGAAUACCGCAAGGCCAUUGAAUGCCACGAAAAGUCCCUACCAAUUGUUCAAUGCCUUGGUGAAAGAGAAGACGAAGGGAGUGCUUAUAGGAGCAUGGGAAAUAACUAUUUUUUAAUAGGGGAAUAUUACCAAGCGAUAGAAUAUCAAAAAAAGGCCCUAAGCAKCGCUAAAGAGGUAGGUGACAAAAAGGCAGAAGGAAGUGCUUAUGGAAACUUGGGAGGUGCAUAUGCCGCACAAGGGGAAGAUCACAAGGCCAUUAAAUAUUUUGAAAACAGCCUCAGCAUUGCAAAAGAGUUUGGUGACAAGAAACAAGAAGAAACUGCUUCUUCAAAUUUAGGAAACGUCUAUAGAUCAUUAGGAGAAUAUCAAAAGGCAGUUAAACAUCUUGAAAACAGCCUGAGGAUUUCGAAAGAAAUCGGUAGCAGAGAUGGACAGGGCAGAAGUUACCGUAACUUAGGAAAUAUYUGUUUUUAUUUCGGAGAAUAUCAAGAGGCUUUUCAAUAUUAUAAAAUGAGCCUGGAAAUAACUAAAGAAAGCGAUGACAUCUCCGAAGAAGCGAGUAGGCACCACGAUAUUGGCGCUUUCUACGCAUCUGGAUCUACCGGAUUUCAAAAUCUCAGCAAAGCUGAAGAACACCUUCAAAAGAGCAUUGGCUGCUAUGAAAAGAUGUCUAAAGACUUGAAAGGACAAGAUCAAMUAACGAUUUCUUUUAUUGAUACUUGUGUUGAAAGCUACAAGGCUCUUAGUUCAAUUCUUCUCCUGUCUAACAAAACAGACGAAGCUCUGCUGAUGUGUGAGCGUGGAAGAGCACGUUCUUUAAAAGAUCUGCUUAGCUUAAAGUACAACACUGCAAAAUCUUCAAAACAGCAGGAAUCAUUGAACAUUGGUGAUUGUAAGACCAUGUCGUGCAAGUGUGAUGCCGGUAUUGUCUUUUACGAAGUUCAUGAAAAUAAAUUGAGUACUCGCGUCUGGGUGCUCGCUUCUGCUUUCAAAUCAGUUUUCUUUUACGAUGAAAUGAUAGAACGAGAAAUUUUGAUUCAGUCAAUAUCCGAACUAGAUGAAGUAAAAAGCAAUGAAAAGGCCGGUUAUUUUCAGCAUCUUGUUGAAGACAGUCUGACAAUUAUGGAAUUAAGAGAAGGAAUGACUUGCGAAGACCGAUCCCUGGGCUCAGUACAGUGUGAAGACGUAGUCCCUACAUUGUUCAAAAGAACUUCGAAACCAGGAGAAACAACUCCCAAAGUUUCCAAGGAAAGUUCAAGAUGUGUAUACUUAGACGAAGACGACGACAAACCAUUGGAAAUGCUGUUUGACAGAUUAGUUUCCCCUAUGCUGGACAAGGUAACCCAAGAGGAGAUUGUCAUCAUUCCUGAUGGCCCKCUGUUUAUGGUGCCAUUUGCUGCUCUACAAGAUCCAAAGACUGGUAAGUUUCUAUCUGAAACAAAGCGACUUCGCCUGGCUCCUUCUCUGACGAUUUUGAAAAUGCUACAAGAAUCUUCAGAUGAUUACCACUAUAAAUCAGGAGCAUUGAUUGUUGGAGAUCCUGCUGUCGGAGAAGUCAUGUACAGAGGAAGAAAAAUACCGAGUAUUCAUCGUUUGCCCGGUGCAAAAGAUGAAGCUAUAGAAAUAGGUGAGAUCCUAGGGGUUCGACCACUGACAGGAAAACAAGCAACAAAAGAAGUAAUACUAAAAAACUUACAACAUGGCGUGUCCGUUAUCCACUUUGCUGCUCAUGGUAGUGCCAAAAAUGGACAGAUUUUCCUUGCUCCUUCUAAACCACCAAAGAAGGGCAGAGCCCCAGUGGAGGAGGAUUACAUCUUAACUAUGAAAGAAGCACAAGAGAGCGGAAUUCGUGCUCAACUCGUUGUACUCAGCUGCUGUCACAGCGGUAGAGGAGAGAUCAAGUCAGAGGGAWUCGUGGGAAUGUCUCGAGCAUUCCUGGCUGCAGGAGCCCGUGCUGUUGUCGCGUCAUUGUGGGCCAUUGCUGACCAAGCUACUAGGUUGUUUAUGGUGAAAUUCUAUUCACAUCUCAAGAAAGGAGAGAGUGCCAGUAGGAGYCUACAGCAAGCAAUGAAGGAAAUGAGAGAAACAGAGAUAUAUAAGGAUCCUAUGUACUGGGCUGCCUUCUUUCUAAUUGGAGAUGACGUCACCAUUACUGUGUAAUCGGACAUGGCUUGACAAUCGGAAAUUUCAGGAUGGACCAUCUCAUUCUUUUAAUGAGGGUGCCCAGGUGUAUUUUGGAUUAUAUUUUCUUAUUAAAGUAAGAAUUGUAAAUUGCAGCUAAUAUUAUUUUUGGCAUGAAAUUUGUUCAGUCUAUCUUGCYGUCAUUCUAGCUAAUAUAUAUAAUGACUUCUCGGUUGCUUGUCGUUUAGUA